AUGGAUUUCUACCUUCUCGUGGUGUCCGGUGUCAGUACCCUCUCGUUUCGUGGAGGGGAAGCGAAAAGAAUCCAGGUGGUGCGGGUAGGGCCGAGCCGCAGAGUUUUCCGCGGAAAACGGGUUAUGAAAACCAUCCGACGAUUGUCUACUCGACUCGUACUCGAGACCGAAGCUGGGCUUGUAUUCCCAGUGGAUGUGGUAUCGCCUAGACAAGAGACAGGACACCUCUGA
This is a messenger RNA of Aspergillus pseudonomiae, 231 nucleotides long. RefSeq lists its product as uncharacterized. The record is from RefSeq and is a predicted model, not a curated record. Bases 1 to 231 code for a protein of 76 amino acids. The transcript has 2 exons. NCBI's taxonomy places the organism in Eukaryota, Fungi, Ascomycota, Eurotiomycetes, Eurotiales, Aspergillaceae.